Messenger RNA from Ilex paraguariensis (yerba mate), 1961 nucleotides. The record is from the annotation of a GenBank genome assembly. Lineage: Eukaryota; Viridiplantae; Streptophyta; Magnoliopsida; Aquifoliales; Aquifoliaceae.
UUUUUCCCGCCACUAGUCAUUAUUGUCACCACCACCUUCAGAUGCUCCUUCAAACCACAAGAAAAACAAAGAGACCCUCUCUUUCCCAUCAAAUAUUAAGUUCAUCUCUUCUCAACAACACAGCCUUCUUUGAUUCUUCAUCAACAAUUCAAUACAAUAUUCAAUCCCCAUAUCACUCAAUUGCAUCAACCAAACACACUACACUUACUUCUUCUCCUAAACUACGCGCCAACCCAACCAAAUAUUACGCCUCUGUCCUCCAAUCUUGUAUCGCUCGGAAAGCUGUUGAGCCCGGUAGACAGCUUCAUGCUCAUCUCUGCCUCACUGGCCUCGGAUACAGUCUCAAUUUGGCCACCAAACUCGUCAAUUUAUAUUGUGUGUGUGAUUUUGUAUCCAAUGCCCACCUUCUGUUUGAUAGGAUUCCCAAAGACAAUAUCUUUCUUUGGAAUGUUUUGAUUCGUGGUUAUGCGUGGAAUGGGCCUUAUGAGGCUGCAGUUUCUCUUUACUAUCAGAUGAUUGAUUAUGGUCAUGUACCCGAUAAUUUUACGUUUCCAUUUGUCCUCAAGGCAUGUUCGGCCCUCUCUGCGAUUGACAUGGGAAGGGACAUUCAUGAGCAAGUGAUAAGGACUGGGUGGGAAAGAGAUGUCUUUGUUGGAGCUGCAUUGAUUGAUAUGUAUGCAAAGUGUGGUUGUGUUGGUAAUUCUCGUCAAGUGUUCGAUAAGAUAAUAGAUAGAGAUGUUGUGUUAUGGAAUUCUAUGCUUGCUGCUUAUUCCCAAAAUGGGAACCCAGAGGAAUGCUUAUCUCUUUGUGGUGAGAUGGUGUACGCUGGUUUAAGACCGACUGAAGCCACUCUUGUCACUGCCAUUUCAGCUUCUGCUGAUAUUGCCGCUCUUCCGCCCGGAAGGGAGCUUCAUGGCUUCAGUUGGAGACAAGGGUUUCAAAGUCAAGAUAAGGUGAAAACUGCCUUGGUUGAUAUGUAUGCCAAGAGUGGUUCUGUAAAUGUGGCAAGGAAUUUGUUUGAGCGGCUUGUGGAGAAAAGAGUUGUUUCUUGGAAUGCUAUGAUCACUGGAUACGCAAUGCAUGGUCAUGCUAUGGAAGCACUCAGUUUAUUUGAAAGGAUGAUUGGAGAAGCAUCGCCUGAUCAUAUAACCUUUGUUGGUGUUCUAUCAGCUUGCAACCAUGGGGGUUUGUUGGAUGCGGGACGAAAAUUCUUCGUAAAAAUGACAAGAGAUUACCAUAUAGAACCAACUGUUCAACAUUAUACAUGUAUGGUUGAUCUCCUUGGCCAUUGUAAACGAUUGGAUGAUGCCUAUAAUCUCAUAAUGCAGAUGAAUGUGGUGCCGGAUUCUGGUGUCUGGGGUGCUUUGCUGAACUCCUGCAAAAUCCAUGGAAAUGUAGAGUUGGGGGAGCUGGCAUUAGAUAGGCUGAUUGAACUUGAACCUGAUGAUGCAGGCAAUUAUGUGAUUUUAUCAAACAUUUAUGCUCAAGCAGGGAAGUGGGAAGGAGUGGCAAAGCUUAGAAAACUAAUGACAGAAAAGGGGCUAAAGAAAAGCAUUGCUUGUAGUUGGAUUGAAGUGAAAAACAACGUCCAUGCAUUUCUUUCUGGAGAUACUUCUCAUCCUAUGUCUGAUGAGAUAUAUGCAGAGUUAGAAAAGGUGGGAGGGUUAAUGGCCGAGGCAGGCUAUGUCCCUAAUACUGCGCCUGUUUUCCAUGAUGUGGAGGAUGAUGAGAAGACUCGAAUGGUUCGUGGCCACAGCGAAAGGCUAGCAAUUGCAUUUGGACUUAUAAGUACACCCCCAGGGACCAAGCUUUUGAUAACUAAGAACCUGCGUGUCUGUGAGGACUGCCAUGUUGCAAUCAAGUUCAUCUCAAAAAUUACACAACGGCAAAUUGUAAUCAGAGAUGUCAAUCGCUACCAUCGUUUUGAAGAUGGUGUGUGUUCUUGUGGUGAUUAUUGGUGA